This is a messenger RNA of Adelges cooleyi (spruce gall adelgid), 2020 nucleotides long. It is a transcript of the gene Hyccin, whose product is annotated as protein FAM126B. Gene Ontology annotation, cellular component: plasma membrane. The record is from RefSeq and is a predicted model, not a curated record. The transcript is spliced from 11 exons. NCBI's taxonomy places the organism in Eukaryota, Metazoa, Arthropoda, Insecta, Hemiptera, Adelgidae. Bases 287 to 1750 code for a protein of 487 amino acids. Gene Ontology annotation, biological process: phosphatidylinositol phosphate biosynthetic process; protein localization to plasma membrane.
UACUUAUGAUAAGUUAACUGAUUAGGGUUUGCAGUUUGCUCAUUGCUGUUUAGACAUUAGUAUUUAGUCAUUACACAGUGUAAAUUGAGAAUGGUUCGUCGAAGAGGAUCGACUAGCUGAUGGUUUUCUCUUCGCAGUGUUAUUUUAAAAUUACUUUCGCCCUAUAGUUGUAUAAUAUAAUAUUGCAUACAUCUACAACCUACGUCCUAAUUGUAAAUUUUGCUUACAAUCUCGUCAGUCAUAAUAUUAUUACACCACUGAAAGUGUAUGUUAUGAGUAUUAAGUCAUGGUAGAGACAUUAAUUAAAGAUUGGCUAUCUGAAAUCGCCACUUUAGAAAACGAUGAUUGGGCUACAUUCGCUAUAACAACAUCUCAGAAUAAAACCCUUAUCGAAUCAUUGUAUGCUGUGUUUGAUGAUAUUAAAAAAUAUUCAAAAUUAGUCGAUCGUGUAUGUGGUGCUCUAUUUAAUUGCUAUAGAACUGAAGAAACUGACUUACACUUGUUUGUUUUAUUAUUUUUACCACACUUAACAUAUAGUUACCUAAACUCUGUUGCUCAUAUUGACAAACAGAGUUGUCGGAGUAUUGAAGCUUUACUGAUUGGCAUUUACAAUCUUGAAGCUGUCGAUGAAAAUAACACACCAAGAUCAAUAUCAUUCCGACUGCCUUCAUUGGCACAGCCAUCAAUUUACCAUGAGCCGAGUAGUUUAGCUCCAACUUCAUUGACAGAAAUUGCCAUUCGUCGUUUAGAACAAAGAGACACUCAUCCAGUUCGUCGAGGGCCAUUUAAUCAGAUUGAAAGACUUUCAGCGUCUAACAGAAUGGAAGUUCUUAGCAACUUGUACUUCAUUUAUUACAAAAAUAUCAAUCUUCUAUCAGACGUUUAUAAUCCCUUUGAUCGUUUUUAUAGAGUUACAUCAAAAAUGGUUACUCAAGGUUUUCAUCAUAGACGUCCAUCAUCAUCCAGCAAGUCGGAUGUUUCUUCUUCCACAAAACAUUUACCAAGAAUACCAUUAUCUCCUAAGUUUUUAAUUCACCUUCUUUACUGUUUAUACGUUUCAAUAUUCAAUUAUGGAAAAGCAGAAGCUUUGCAAGCACUAGAAGAUAUUUAUCAUCGAGCAUGUUAUAGUUGUUAUUGUGAAGUGAUACUACUGGCAAAUGCAAUAAAAAAUUCAUGCCGUGGAUAUUUUGAAGGUGGAUGUUCACCUAACGUUUCAUCUGUAGGGACACCAGUAAGCAAUAAUUCAUCUAGUACACUAGUUUCAAAAUCUAUGAUUACCAAUGCAUCAUUUAGAACUAAAAAGUUACCAGACGAUAUUCCAAUUCAAAAUAAUCAAGCAAUGUUGGAUGAAAGCUUCGAUGCUGGAACAAAUUUGUCAUCUAUAACCGAAGAAACUGAUAAUAAAGAUGCCAGUGCUGACUUAGCACCAGUAAAACGCAGUUUACCACAAAUUGCUGCGAAUUUUGGCAAGAAAACCGCUGAAAAAAUAGCUACUGCAGUGAAAAGCUCAGCAAACACAAAAGUUUCAAAACUAAGCAAUCAAAAUGGAUCAGAUAUUUAUGAAACUGAUGAAAGUGGUAUUGAUUUGGCCGGGUCUGACAUAUCGGACACUAAAACUGGAGUUAGUCAUGAAGAGAGAACUACAAUGACCCCUUUAUUAAAUAGAAGAAACCCCAGCAUUGACAUGGAGUCUGCUAGAUCUAUUCAGAUGGGUGUUAACGCUAAGUGUUAUAAAGAAAGAUUUUAUUAGCUAAUUUUCCUCAUUCUUCACUACUCAUAUUCAUUCAUGAUGGAGAGUACCACAUUUUAAAAUUGGAAUCUAUUUAUCAUAAUAUUUCAAGGCUUAUGGAAUACUUAUUUAUGGGAAUCUUGUUUGUGGGGUUAUGCCUAGAAUGUAUCAACUUUUUUUAGAUCUAGAAUUGAAUUGUGAUAACUGUUUGAGUAUUGUGUUAUUUAAAUUUUAUCUUAAUAUUGUACUUAAUUAAUUAUAUUCUUCUUAUUAAAACUGGUUAUUGUGUUU